This is a messenger RNA of Humulus lupulus (European hop), 2260 nucleotides long. RefSeq lists its product as uncharacterized. The record is from RefSeq and is a predicted model, not a curated record. Gene Ontology annotation, biological process: formation of translation preinitiation complex; translational initiation. Bases 148 to 1989 code for a protein of 613 amino acids. Lineage: Eukaryota; Viridiplantae; Streptophyta; Magnoliopsida; Rosales; Cannabaceae. Gene Ontology annotation, molecular function: translation initiation factor activity. The transcript has 8 exons.
UCUUGCGUUGACGUCUCCAUCGAGAAAAUCCCUAAGAGAGCAAAGGAACGUAGAGUCACGUAGCGCAACAAACGCAUUUCCUUAGGUAUAAACACAUUCCUUCAUUCAUUCAUUCUCGGCAAAAUCUUAGUUUAGUUGGAAGUAAACAUGUUUAAGAAGUCCAUGGAGCUAAAGUCACACCAGAGGUUAUCUGGUGCUGACAGGAAAAAGCUCAAGAGGACCAUCAAGGACAGGUUCCCUGCUGCUUCUGAUCCUGAUAUCGAUUCUUUACUCCCUCCCAAGGUGGAGAUUACAGUUGACAAGUUUCAAAAUCGAGUUAUUGCUUAUGGGGUUGAAGGAGGGUUUCCAAUGUUUUUCGAUGUUGAUGGCAGAGGCACCGAAAUCUUCCCAACUGUGUAUGCUCUGUGGAAGGUUCCAAAUCUGUUGCCUAGUUUCUUGCUGAAGGGGGGUGAGGUGUCUCGUUAUGUGAUUGGUGGAGCGGAUCUCAUGUUCCCCGGUAUCAGCAUUCCUCCAGAAGGACUACCUUCCUUUUCAGCUGGUGAGAUAUGGGCAGUAAAAGUUCCUGGCAACCCUGCUCCAAUCGCAGUUGGGAAUACCACAAUGAGCAGCACUGAAGCAUUAAAAGCCAGUUUGCGAGGAAAGGCAUUGAAAAUCACUCACUAUUAUCGUGAUUUACUCUGGGAAUCGGUAGAAGGCCACUAUGUACCCAAUGCAGGAUUUCUAGAGGAUGUUGUGUUUGAGUAUCCUGCCUCAUCUUCAUUGUGUCAGACAUCAGAUUCAUGUGAUGAUGACAUGGCAAAUUCUUCUCAUGAUCAAUGGGAUGGAAUUGAUGAUAAAGAAGUGAGAGACUCUGUUGAUGCUGCUGAUGAUCAAUCUGUCCGCAAAUUUGUUUCAAUGGCCCAAACUGAUGCUUUAAACAAAUCAGCUGAACAAGAAAUAACUUCAAGUGUGGCCGAUAUGAAGGUAACAGAUAAUGUUUCUGCUGGUGAGUCAAUUGCAGAGGAUCAACAUCCUUUGUCCAUGGAGGAUGUGGACAUGCUUUUGGACAAGUGUCUUUUGCAAGCAUUGCAUACAACCGUUAAAGACUUACCCAUGCCUGGAAGCACCCUAUGGUCAAACCAUGUAUUACCAUGUCGACCAUCGGGCAUCACCCUAGACAUCAAGAAAUCAUCGCAUAAGAAACUUUCAAAAUGGCUACUUGCUAAAGCUUCUGGAGGAUUGAUCACGGUAAAAGAAGACAAGUAUAAGAAAGAGGCUGUUUUGUUAUCUGUCAAUCGCAAUCAUCUAGAUUACUCAUCCUUCAAACCGGAAAAACGAAAAGCGGAGAAUAGUGAACAGACCACUAAACAAUCUCCGAAUGAAAGCCGGUCCAAUAAAAUUCUUGAAGUUGCAGAGAUCUAUAAAUCAAGUGUUCAUGUAAAUCCCAUAUUUUCUGCCGUGCGAGCUGAUAAGGGACAGCUUUACAGUGCUUCUGAGGCCAUUGCUGUUGUUCAAAAGUAUGUUGAUAAUGAAAAUCUAGUGAAGCCAACAAACAAAUCCAUUGUUGUUUUGGAUGCAAUAUUAUGCGACGUGCUAUUCAAGGGAGCCAUAAAAAAAGGUUUGACAUACCCAACAGAAAUCCAUAAGAAAGACCUAGGAUCGGCAUUCAUAAAUCGGAUGCAAGCUCAUCACAUUGUGACUAGGGGGAAUGAGUCAGUUGUUCGAAAAGGUGGUCUAAAAACAAUCCAGAUAUUGACAGAACGAAGGCAAGGUAACAAGAAGGUAACAAAACUCUCUGGGAUGGAAACAUUUUUGAUCGAUGCCGAGUCUUUGGCUUCCGAGCUGCAGAAAAAGUUCGCUUGCAGUACAUCAGUGGCAGAACUACCAGGUAAGAAAGGACACGAGGUCCUGGUUCAAGGUGGUGUGAUUGAUGACCUGGCAAAACAUUUGAUUGAGCAAUAUGGGAUUCCAAAGAGAUACAUCGAAGUUCUGGACAAGACACGGAAAUGACAGGCUUAACGGUGUUCUCAUCCUCAUGGAAUAUGUUAUUUUGUGAAUUUAAAGUUUAAAACUCUUAACUUGUGCUUAGAAGUGUGAUCUGCCAAUUUGCGUUUUUUUUUUAAUUCAAACAGGUUAGAUGUUGAGGAUGGACAUUCUACUACUGAAAUAUGAGCGCUGAGGGUUUGUUGAGUACUGCUUUGCAUGUACUUGAAUCUUUUUCAACACAGUAAAAUGUACAUACUUUUCUGAUUUGCAUCCUUUUUGUUUUUCAUUCGUUGCA